AGAAAACUUUUCUUUCUGGGUUUACGAGAACUGAGCUGAAGUGGGAAACGUUAUUUGCUUUGACGAAACAAUUUACUUUUGUGCAACAUUAAGUUGUGUCAAACAAGCAAAUAAAGGAAGAAGCUUAAAAUUGCCUGCUUCUGAUUUCACUUCAUUGCUUCUCAGGCUCCAAGAGGGAAAAAAAUGAAGAUUUUGUGCCUGAGUAUUUUUCUAUUUUUACAUAGUAACUCAGCCUGGGCGAAAGAGAAGCAUUAUUACAUCGGAAUUAUUGAAACAACUUGGGACUAUGCCUCUGACAAUGAGAAGAAACUUAUCUCAGUUGACACGGAACAUCCCGAUAUCUAUCUUCAAAAUGGCCCAAAUAGAAUUGGAAGGGUCUAUAAGAAGGCCCUUUACCUUCAGUACACAGACAAAACCUUUACGACAGUUAUAGAAAAACCUAUCUGGCUGGGGUUUUUAGGCCCUGUUAUCAAAGCUGAAACUGGAGAUAAGGUUUAUGUACACUUAAAAAACUUUGCUUCUAGGCCCUACACUUUUCAUCCACAUGGAAUAACAUACUAUAAGGAACAUGAGGGGGCCAUCUAUCCUGAUAACACCACACAUUUUUACAAAGCAGAUGACAAAGUGUAUACAGGCGAACAGUACACAUACAUAUUGGAUGCCAGCGAAGACCAAAGUCCUGGUGAGGAAGAUAGCAAUUGUGUGACCAGGAUUUACCAUUCCCACAUUGAUGCUCCAAAAGAUAUCGCUUCAGGACUCAUCGGACCUUUAAUAAUCUGUAAAAAAGAUUCUCUGGAUAAUGAAAAAGAAAAAAAUAUUGACCAAGAAUUUGUGGUGAUGUUUUCUGUGGUGGAUGAAAAUCUCAGCUGGUACCUAGAUGACAACAUUAAAACCUAUUGCUCUGAACCAGAGAAAGUUGACAAAGAUGAUGAAGACUUCCAGGAGAGUAACAGGAUGUAUUCUGUGAAUGGAUACGCUUUUGGAAGUCUCCCAGGUCUCUCCAUGUGUGCAGAGGACAAAGUCAGAUGGUAUCUUUUUGGUAUGGGUAAUGAAGUGGAUGUGCACGCAGCUUUCUUCCACGGCCAAGUGUUGACUAAUAAGAACUACCGGAUUGAUACAGUCAAUCUCUUUCCUGCUACCCUAUUCGAAGCUUUUAUGGUGGCCCAGAAUCCUGGAGAAUGGAUGCUUAGCUGUCAGAAUCUAAACCACCUGAAAGCUGGUCUCCAAGCCUUUUUCCAGGUACAAGACUGUAACAAGCCUUCAUCAGAGGACGAUAUCCGUGGGAAACAUGUUAGACAUUACUACAUUGCUGCUGAGGAAAUCAUCUGGAACUAUGCGCCUUCUGGAAUAGACACCUUCACCAAAAAAAACUUAAGAGCACCUGGAAGUGCUUCAGAGGUAUUUUUUGAACAGGGUUCUACAAGAAUUGGAGGAUCUUAUAAAAAGCUGGUUUAUCGUGAAUACACAGAUGCUUCCUUCACAAAUCAAAAGAAGAGAGGCCCUGAAGAGGAACAUCUUGGCCUCCUGGGUCCUGUCAUUUGGGCAGAGGUAGGAGAUACGAUCAGAGUCACUUUCCAUAACAGAGGAGCAUAUCCCCUCAGCAUUGAGCCAACUGGGGUGAGGGUCAGUAAGAACAACGAGGGCACAUACUAUACCUCAGUUCACAACCCCCUGAGUGGAAGUGUGCCUUCUCCUUCAGCUUCACACGUAGCACCCAAACAAACAUUCACCUACGAAUGGACUGUCCCCGAAGAAGUGGGACCCACUUACAAAGAUCCUGUCUGUCUAUCUAAGAUGUAUUAUUCUGCUGUGGAUCCCACCAAAGAUAUAUUCACUGGGCUUAUCGGGCCAAUGAAAAUAUGCAAGAAAGGAAGUUUACAUGCAAAUGGGAGACUGAAAGAUGUAGACAAGGAGUUCUACCUGUUUCCCACAGUGUUUGAUGAGAAUGAAAGUUUACUCCUGGAUGAGAAUAUUAGAAUGUUUACAACUGCACCUCAUCUGGUGAAUAAGGAAGAUGAAGACUUUCAGGAAUCUAAUAAGAUGCACUCCAUGAAUGGAUUCAUGUACGGGAAUCAGCCUGGUCUCAACAUGUGCAAAGGAGAUUCAGUCAUGUGGUACUUAUUCAGUGCUGGAAAUGAGGCUGAUGUACAUGGGAUUUACUUUACCGGAAACACAUAUCUGUCAAGAGGAGAAAGAAGAGACACAGCAAACCUCUUCCCUCAAGCAAGUGUUACACUCCUCAUGCAGCCUGAUGCUGAAGGGACUUUUGAAGUUGAAUGCCUGACAACCGAUCACUACACAGGAGGCAUGAAGCAAAAGUACACGGUGAACAAAUGCAAGCAAGAGUCUGAUGAUCCAAGCUUCUACCUGGCAGAGAGGACCUACUACAUCGCAGCAGUGGAGAUGGAAUGGGAUUAUUCCCCAAGCAGGGAAUGGGAACGGGAGCUGCAUCUCCUACAAGAACAAAAUGUUUCGAAUGCAUUUUUAGAUAAGGAAGAGUUUUACAUAGGCUCCAAGUACAAGAAGGUUGCAUAUCGGCAAUACACCGACAGCACGUUCAGAGUUCCCGUGGAGAGAAAGGCUGAAGAAGAACAUCUGGGCAUUCUAGGUCCACAACUUCAUGCAGAUGUUGGAGACAUAGUUAAAAUUAUCUUUAAAAACAUGGCCACAAGGCCCUACUCAAUACAUGCCCAUGGGGUGAAAACAGAGAGUUCUACAGUUACUCCAACUUUACCAGGUGAAAUUCACACUUACAUAUGGAAGAUCCCAGAUAGAUCUGGACCUGGAAUAGAGGAUUCUGCUUGUAUUCCAUGGGCCUACUAUUCAACUGUGGAUCAAGUUAAGGAUCUCUAUAGUGGAUUAAUUGGCCCACUGAUUGUUUGCCGAGGACACUACACGAAAGUAUUCAAUCCCAUCACAAAACUGGAAUUUUCCCUUCUGUUUUUUGUUUUUGAUGAAAAUGAAUCCUGGUACAUAGAUGACAACAUCAAAACAUACUCUGAACACCCUGAGAAAGUAAACAAAGACAAUGAGGAAUUCAUAGAAAGCAAUAAAAUGCAUGCUAUUAAUGGAAGAAUGUUUGGGAACCUGCAAGGCCUCACGAUGCACGUGGGAGAUGAAGUCAACUGGUAUCUGAUGGGAAUGGGCAACGAAAUCGACUUGCACUCGGUACAUUUUCAUGGCCACAGCUUCAGGUACCAGAGACCAAGUCUGGCUGAAAGAAAUAAAUUGGUGAUAAGUGGAAAAAAAAAAGAAAAAAACAAUGAUUCAUAACAAUGUACGUGAAAGUGCUGAAGAAAAAGUUUACUUUGGAAUGGCUAUAAGCAUAAAAAAAAAAGACUGAAAACAUACACUUUCAUGUAUUUGUGGCGGAAACUGUUACUUUGUUUCAUAUGAAAAGAUCAACAGACACAUGACUGACUCUAACACAAUUAUUAUUGAUUUACAUAAGUCCUUCAUAUCACCACCAGGACUUUAUAAAACUGUAUUCUCCACCCCCACCCCCAAAAUCUGUGACCAGAUGUUGUCCUUGAUGGUUCUUCAAAGAUUGCUAUUAAGAUUCAUUGAAAUGUUUUCAACCAUUGGCUUCCCAUCAAUCCCUUUAACAUGGUGCUGAUAUCAUUCUUAAUGAAUCAGCGGACAUGAGGGCAUAGGUGUAGAGAAAGUAAAAAAUUAUUUUAAAAUAAUAAAUUAAAAAUUAAAUUUUUUAAAUAAAAUAAAUUUUUAAAAUGAAAUAAAACAAGGUAAAAUAAAAAAUUAAAAUAAUGCCAAUCUAUCUGGAUUUUGUGAACCCUUGAAGAGAUGGUCAAAAGGAGAAUAAUCUGGAACUGAAGAAAGGCAAAAUUGACAAACAAUUGUACAGAUUAAAUCCUGGUAAAGAUGAACACUAACAUCAGGAGAAAAGUUUGAAAAUACAGUUGUGGCAGAUGCUGGGUGAGUAGCUUUUGGCCAGUCUUAAGUAAAGUCAAAGCACACUAUCAAUGAGCUGAACUUGGACUCAAAAUUGUUUAAUAAGAGGCUGAGAAAGAAGACACAAUUGUGAAUACAAUGAUAUAUUUCUUUAUUUUCACAUAUACUCUAGCUAAAAGAGAAAAAGUACACCAAUAAAAAAAACAGAAACAAGGCUUUGGCUGAAAAACAUGCAUCCAACAAAUUAUGUUAAUGGCCAGACAAGAAGACAACUAACUUUGUAAAUUUCUACUUCAUUGAUUCAGGGAGAAACCACAGCAUGAGUUUUAAAAGUAACAAAAAAGUAAAAUUUGAAAUCUUACUGUGGGAAAACAUUAACCUCUUUCUCAAAGAAAACUAUUCAAGAAGAAGGAGGAGAAGGAGGAGAAGAGACCUAAUUGAGAAAUCUGGAAAAAUCAAGAAGACUAAAUUUGGGACCACUUGGAGUGACAUUCUUUCAAACAUACCCACCAAAUGUUUCUUUGUGUUUCUGGGGUGAAAAAGAUUGUCACUUCUCUAACAACACUGAUUUGAUGUUCCUUGGAAUAAAAGUCAGUGUCUACUUCUAAAAACA
Zalophus californianus (California sea lion) is the source of this 4522-nucleotide messenger RNA. It is a transcript of the gene CP, whose product is annotated as ceruloplasmin. Gene Ontology annotation, cellular component: plasma membrane. Gene Ontology annotation, biological process: iron ion transport. NCBI's taxonomy places the organism in Eukaryota, Metazoa, Chordata, Mammalia, Carnivora, Otariidae. The record is from RefSeq and is a predicted model, not a curated record. Bases 184 to 3273 code for a protein of 1029 amino acids. The transcript is spliced from 18 exons. Gene Ontology annotation, molecular function: oxidoreductase activity; copper ion binding.